AACAUUCCACACACAUCACCAUUUUGAUCAUAUUGACGGGUAUUACCAUGUCAGAAUCGAAGACAAAAUCGAUAUCUCAAGGCUUGAAAACGCCAUGGCAGUCCAUUGCUGUUGCGUCGGGAACCUGCGCCGCGCUCAACGCAAUUUUCGCAAAACUAACGACCAAUGAUCUUACGACAUCAUUGUCUAUUCGAGUUGCAGAUUCUCUAUAUUUGCCGUUGCAAUAUCGCCAAUAUCUUGAUCUCGUUCUCCGCGUUGCCGUUUUUGGCAUUUCAUUCUUGUUCACUGGAACAAUGUGGGCACUAUACACAAAAGCUUUGACUGCAAGCCCGUCAGCAAUUAGGGUCAAUAUUGUUAACACAUCAAGCAAUUUCAUUGUCACGGCUUUACUUGGUGCAAUUAUCUUUGGCGAAAAUUUGCCACUCCUAUGGUGGGUUGGAGCUAGUUUUCUUAUUGCGGGAAGUGUCAUCAUCAGCCAGAGAGACGACGUUUCUACAGAGGUAUCUGAUGCAGAUAAGAUCAAAUGAGCUCAAAAAAACAUUUGCAACGUUUUAGGGGUCUUCGCGUUAUAGAAAUAACUAGUCACGAAGCGUAUUCUUGCUUAAUGGUCUCAAUAAGAUUACAUACCAAUCAUCGAAUUAACUAUCUGGUGUUUAACGCUGAAGAAAGAGUCUGUCAACACCUUUUGUGCAUUG
This is a messenger RNA of Verruconis gallopava, 695 nucleotides long. RefSeq lists its product as uncharacterized. The record is from RefSeq and is a predicted model, not a curated record. The transcript is spliced from 2 exons. Bases 48 to 527 code for a protein of 159 amino acids. Lineage: Eukaryota; Fungi; Ascomycota; Dothideomycetes; Venturiales; Sympoventuriaceae.